CAAAAAAAAAAAAACAACUUUUCUUUCGAGCUUCUUAGACCGGUUGGUAUGUUUAGCUUAUAAUCAUCGUGUUUAUUUUUUCAGAAUUUCCUUCUCGAUUUUUCUCUAUAGGUUUGAACGUUACAGUUAACAAGGCGACAUGAGGAAAAGAAUCAUUGCUCGUUUCAGAAAAUUUAUUUCUUGCACUGCAGCUGCAUCUGGAGCAAGCAAUAAUAGUAGUCCGCCCCACACAGCCGGUGUGGACUUGCGCGAGGAAUAUUCAAAUGCCUUUCGUACAGAGUCUUACGUUGAGUUUUGGGCACGCGUCUUUUCCCUAUCCAAUGCUGAUUCUACCAUUCCAACCACUGCAGCUCGGCUCCCAUCCUACCGCCUCUUUGCCGAACACCUCCUCGACCCGGACCAACCCACCGUCACCCGUAUCCUUGCUUCGGCCCGUAUUCAACCCCCUUACCAAUCCAUUUUAUCCGAUUAUUUUAUCCAAACCGCCGAUGCUUCUCUCCUAUGUGGCCUGCUAUUGAAAGAUAUUGACCGUACACGUGUCAUACACAGCUCUCUUAGAACAACUACCCUUUUGACCCGGGCCGACUUCAUCAACCCGUUUGUUUUAACCGCAACAUCGCCCACUCGGGUUCGGGCUAUUCAAUCCAAUUGCCUCGGAUUGUUGAAACAACUCGAAUCAAGCCGUGACAAGGCUCAAGUCAAGCUUCGGCUUGUAAAUAGAUUAGAACGUGGCUCGGCUGUUUUUCUCGUGGCUUUGACGGCUUCACUCGCUGUAAUAGUCGCAGCUCACGUUAUAACUUUACUCGUGGCCAUGCCGGGUCUUAUAGUGGCUUCACGAGAGUUGGUUUCCACAAGGGGGCUAGCUCGUGCAAUGGCUCAGCUCGAUGCAGCCGCUAAGGGGACUUACAUAUUGAAUAGGGAUUUGGACACAAUAAGCCAGCAAGUGGCGAGGCUGAAUGACGAGCUGGAACACAUGCGAGCAUUGGUUAAGUUCUGGAUUGAGAGAAAAGAGGACAAGCAGCUUCAAGCCAAUGAAGAAGUGGCGCGACAAUUGAAGAAGAAUGAUUGCAGCUUUAGGCAGCAGCUGGAUGAACUAGAGGAACAUUUGUAUCUGUGUUUCAUGACCAUAAACAGGGCUAGAAACCUGGUAGUUAAAGAGAUCGUGCAGCAGCCCGAAUGAUCAGUUUGAAAACUUUGUUCUUUGUUUGACAGUUUCAAAACUUUCUUACAGUACACUGACAUUGAUUAUAUAGA
Messenger RNA from Juglans regia (Persian walnut), 1254 nucleotides. Its product is annotated as UPF0496 protein At3g49070. The record is from RefSeq and is a predicted model, not a curated record. Bases 140 to 1180 code for a protein of 346 amino acids. The transcript has 2 exons. NCBI's taxonomy places the organism in Eukaryota, Viridiplantae, Streptophyta, Magnoliopsida, Fagales, Juglandaceae.